CGACGGCGCGCCGUUGGUGUCAUGCGGAAGAUGGCGGCGUCCAGGGGAGGCUGAGGGCUUUGAGGAAGCGGCGAGAGGUUUCCGUACAGCCCGAACGUGCGGUUUUGGGGGUCCCUUCGCUCUGUGUUUCCUGCUCCAGGUUUCGCGUCGCGCAUCUUCCCAGACCCUCGGGCGCGAUGUGGAGGAGCUGUCUCCGGCUGCGGGACGGGGGACGCCGUCUCCUGAAUCGGCCUGCGGGUGGUCCCUGCGCUUCUAUGAGUCCGGGGCCAACCAUCCCGUCUCCAGCCCGGGCUUACGCCCCGCCGACAGGUAAGACUAUGACACAUUCUCUUUUGGGUAGGGGCCGAGCUGGGAAAUUGACAUCUCCACCUUUGACUGUGGAGUCACCUCCACCUCCAACUCUGAUGAAGCUCGGAAGUAGUGGCUCUUUCAUUGCUGAUGACGGGCCGGUCACGGGCUUCAAGUCUGGGAGUGUUCGGGGUCCGCCAGGAGCCGGUCACGACGGGCUCCGGGUCCGAAGGGGCAGAUAUAUUUCUGUAAGGGACUCAGAGUUGGCUUUGUCUGCACCAAUUCAAGUGGCUAAAUAUAGGAAUGGUCACUUGAUUCCACUUAACAAAUCCCUGAGAGUUUUUCAUUUGAUCUUUCAAGGUGGCUUUGAGAUAAACCUGGACCAGAGGAAGCUGAAAACUCCCCAAGCCAAGCUCUUUACCGUCCCCAGUGAGGCCCUGGCCAUUGCGGUGGCCACUGAAUGGGAUUCCCAGCAGGAUACCAUCAAGUACUACACCAUGCACCUGACCACAUUGUGCAACACAUCCUUGGACAACCCAACCCAGAGAAACAAGGAUCAGCUGAUCCGGGCAGCCGUGAAGUUUCUGGACACUGACACCAUCUGCUACAGGGUGGAGGAGCCUGAGACAUUAGUGGAACUUCAAAGGAAUGAGUGGGAUCCAAUCAUCGAAUGGGCUGAGAAAAGAUACGGCGUGGAGAUCAACUCCUCCACCAGCAUAAUGGGACCCAGCAUCCCCGCCAAGACUCGGGAGGUGCUCGUCAGCCACCUGGCAUCUUACAACACGUGGGCUUUACAAGGGAUUGAGUUUGUAGCUGCCCAGCUCAAGUCCCUGGUGCUGACCUUGGGCCUGAUUGACCUGCACCUGACAGUGGAGCAGGCUGUGCUGCUGUCACGCCUGGAGGAGGAGUACCAGAUCCAGAAGUGGGGCAACAUUGAGUGGGCCCAUGACUACGAGCUGCAGGAGCUGCGGGCCCGCACCGCUGCCGGCACCCUCUUCAUCCAUCUCUGCUCCGAGAGCACCACAGUCAAGCACAAGCUCCUGAACGAGUGAGGCCUGGGCAGCGCACACUCAGCAGGAUAGAGGCAGCGCAGCCACAGCUCCCCCAACCUUCAGGGCUCCUCAGCCUGUGGGGCUGACUUCCUUGACUUUUGGGGCCUCGGCCUCAGCAUCACCCUGAGAUUUCCCCGAAACACAGUGCGCUAGUGCGACUGUCCGGAGGUCAGCCUGAUUUCAAACCAGGUGCCCCUGGCCUGGUCAGCAAUGAAUGUGGGAGAUGAAUUGUACAACUAACUUUCUCUCAACCCUGAUUUUAUUAAAUAUUUCUCCACCCUGGAAAUGUGCUGAGCCCUGUUUUCACGUGCACCUCUGCACCUCUCCAUUCUUCCUGUUUUGUCUAGGUUCCAGAGGGUUAAACAGCUUAUCUCCCAUGGCAUGUUUGGAUAUCUGCUGCCUGUGGUUGGGAACCUUGUGCUGGGGAAACAGUCAUGUCAUCCACAGACAACUCUAUUUGUGUUCUUCAGCCUCAACUGGAAGGCUUUUUUUGGCUGGCUUUUAAUCAAUCUUUUGAAA
This is a messenger RNA of Mandrillus leucophaeus (drill), 1859 nucleotides long. RefSeq names its product ATP synthase mitochondrial F1 complex assembly factor 2 (gene ATPAF2). The transcript is spliced from 9 exons. Bases 177 to 1340 code for a protein of 387 amino acids. Gene Ontology annotation, biological process: mitochondrial proton-transporting ATP synthase complex assembly. Lineage: Eukaryota; Metazoa; Chordata; Mammalia; Primates; Cercopithecidae. The record is from RefSeq and is a predicted model, not a curated record. Gene Ontology annotation, cellular component: mitochondrion.